AUGAAACUAUCUCAGCAUAUUGACAAAGUAAUGCUUGCUGUAUCAAGUGAGGAAGUUCAGAAAAAUUGUCUGCGUCUUAAAACCACAAUUACAAGUGUGCGGUGGCUUGCACUUCAAGGUUGUUCUUUCAGGGGGCAUAACGAAUCAUCUAAGUCAUUGAAUCGAGGAAAUUUUCUUGAAUUGUUGGAUGCUUUUGGACGACUUAAUAAAGAAGUUGGAGAUGUAUUGAGUAGUGCUGCAAGAAAUAAUACAUACACUUCUCCAGAAGUACAAAAAGAGGUUUUGAAUAUUAUGGCCAAUAGAGUUCGACAAAGAAUUCAAAGUGAAAUUGGGGAUGCAAGCUUUUGUAUUCUUGUUGAUGAAGCACAAGAUGAAUCUAAACGUGAGCAAAUGGCUCUUAUCUUGAGGUUCGUGAAUAGCAACGUUAGUGAUAUUCUUGUUCAUUACAACCUUCCAGCUCAGAACAUGAGAGGCCAAGGAUUACAAUUAACAUUGGUUUCAGCAGUUAAGGAUGUUCGAGAUAUUUGGGAUUUCUUCUCUCAUUUGGAUAAUGUUGUUAAUAUGAUGACGUCUUCUCCUAAGCGUCUUUGUGAGUUGCAAAUUACUCAAAGAAGAGAAAUAGAGCAUUUGCUAGAAAUUGGAGAACGUAAUCCAGGACGUGGGGCUAAUCAGAUUGGUAACUUGCAACGAGCAGGGGCAACUCGUUGGAGUUCUCAUUAUGACUCUGUAAAGAGUUUGAUAGAUAUGUAUGGUGCUACUUGUAAGGUGCUUGAGCAUUUAAGUGAGCAUAGUUCAAAUACAAGUUCUCAGGCUGAAGUUGGUGGUAUAUAUAAAAACAUAACAAGCUUCGAAUUUGUAUUUGUCUUGCAUUUCAUGCGUAGGAUUUUGGCCAUCACUGAUAUUUUGUGGCAGACCCUCCAGAAGAAAACUCAAGAUAUUUUAACUGCAAUGAGAUUUGUCUACAGUACAAAAAUUGUCAUUCAAGCAUUGAGGGAAGAUGGCUGGGAAGAAUUUCUACAGGAAGUGACUUCAUUUUGCUCAAAACAUGAUGUUUACAUACCUGACUUCGACAGUUCAUAUAGGGUUGGUCGUUCCCGUGGGCGAGAGUAUCCUACAGUUGAGCAUCAUUAUCAUUUUGAUGUUUUCAAUAAAGCAAUAGAUUUUCUUCUGAUGGAGUUAAAUACAAGAUUUAAUGAGACAUCAGUAGAACUCCUUUCUCUUAGCACAGCAUUGGACCCUAAAAAUUCAUUUGAAUCAUUCAACAUAGAUGACAUUUGCAAGCUUGCAGAGAAGUUUUACCGUCAGGAUUUUACAAAACAAGAUAUUUAUUCCUUGAGAAUUGAGUUGCAACAUUAUCAGAGUGAUGUGAUUUCUGAAUCUCGAUUUCAAGUAUCCACUCUUUCUAAUUUAUGUCAGGAGUUGGUUGCGAGUAGAAGGUCAGAGAAUUAUGUUAUGCUGACACGACUGAUUUAUCUUGUGUUGACACUACCCGUAUCUACUGCUACAAUUGAAAGAGCUUUUUCAGCCAUGAAACAUGUCAAAACUACAAUUCGUAACAAGAUGGAGGAUGGUUUUCUUGCUGAUUGUAUGACCAUUUAUAUUGAGCGAGAAUUUGCAAUGAAUAUAGAUGUAGAUUCUAUUAUUGAUGAAUAUUACGCUUACAAUCAGCAUUUGAAUAUGAUUCUUGGAGAUGUGGAAGAGAUCAUAACUAUUGUGGAAAUUGACAAUGAGACUUAUGAAGAAAUAGUUCAGGUUUUGCAUCGAAUGGAAAGUGUGAUAGUGCUCUGCAUCUGUUCGUACGUAGAAAUUCAAGAACAUGAAAUGAAGCCAAACUGUGUAGUUGGACAAUCGGAAAAUGUUGCGAGAAUGAGAAGACUGAUGAUCGACAAAGGAUCGCUAUUGAGGGGUUUUGAUUGGUAG
Messenger RNA from Zingiber officinale, 1920 nucleotides. RefSeq names its product zinc finger MYM-type protein 1-like. Lineage: Eukaryota; Viridiplantae; Streptophyta; Magnoliopsida; Zingiberales; Zingiberaceae. Gene Ontology annotation, molecular function: protein dimerization activity. The transcript is spliced from 6 exons. The record is from RefSeq and is a predicted model, not a curated record. Bases 1 to 1920 code for a protein of 639 amino acids.